GGGAAAUUAAACACCAAUUCCAAAAACCGGAAUGAAAUCUAAAAUCAAACGUCAAAUUUUGGAAACCCCUCGUUUCCUUCUCGAGUACGUUAACGAUCCCUCUUCAAUAUUUCUUUUGAGUUUCUCUCACUUUCUGAAUUGGGGUUAUUUCACUGUCUAGGGUUUUUGCCGAUCAAAAUCCCUAAAUAUAUUCACGCAUAUAUGUGACUAUAUCUUUCUAUAUAACGUUAAUUUCUGGUGGAAUACACUGAGAAUUAUGACGAGAAGCGUGAGGAGAGAGCCGGAAGGUAGGAGUGAAGAGGAUGAGACGGAGCGACUCAGGACGGUGAAGCGUGAGAAGGUUGAUGGCGCCGGCCGAGUUGAGUCGGGGGGUGUCGAGUCGCCUAUGGAGACUCAAGGGAUAGCUGAACGAAGAAUUCUCCGCUCGAAGUACCUCGCUGUCAGGAACCAAAUCAACGAUGAAAAGGAUGAUCUAUCCCUGCCUGAUUCGGAAAAGUUCAUUAGUAUGAUGAAUAAAGUUGAGAACUUGCAUCGCCAAGUGCAGAAGCCAAGGGAACAAGUUGCAGAUGCAGAGGCAUUGUUGGACCUUGCAAACACCUUGGUGAUCUCUGUUAAGUCGCAGUCCAAUGAGGGUAUUACGUCGUCAGAAUUUGUUACUUGUUUGCUAACACAGUUUGGGCAAUCUAAUAUGACUGAAGAGAAUACCCAAAAUUUGAUCAAAUGGAAAGAUAUUGGCCUCCUGGUCUCUCCUGCUUUUAGAAAGUCAAAUGGGUGUUGCACCAUGCUUGGACCUAUGGAUACUGAACUAAAACAAAGAAAGCUCGUGGUCCAUAGAAAAAGAACACAGCCUACCACUGAAAAAUCUAGACCUGAAGAGAUUAAUGAUGCUGGUGCUGAAGAGAAGACAGAUACUGACAAGAACAUGUUCACAAUGUUUGGCAUCUUGAGGAGCAAAAAAGGUGUUAGCUUAGAAGGUCUGAUUUUGAAUAGGAGGUCUUUUGCACAAACAGUGGAGAAUUUGUUUGCUUUGUCAUUUUUAGUUAAAGAUGGUCGAGCUGAAAUAAUCGUUCAUGAAAAUGGUUCUCAUUUUGUAGCACCCAGGAAUGCUCCCGCUGCCAAUUCUGUUAAGUCGGGCGAGGUUGCAUACUUGCAUUUUGCAUUCAGAUUUGAUUUCAAGGAUUGGAAGUUAAUGAUGGAUGUAGUACCCAAUGGUGAGGAGUUGAUGCCACAUAGGGAAAAUUCCAAGUUAUCUUCUCAAAUGGAGCCACCUGCUCACAAUUCACAAGCAACCUUACCCACGACUCCGAUAAGGAAACUCACUCGAAAUCGUGGUCUAGUUAUACGAGAAGAGUCGGUUGUGGAGGACUCUCCUGAAGUUGAUGAUGGUACCGGAGGAACUGGGAUCCGUAGAUGUAAGAGAAAGCUCAUGUGAGUGAGAUGAUGGGGAGAGAUUAUUUUUAGAAUUUCAUCUAUGUGGUAGCAUGUAAUUUAGGAGUUUGUUGUAUAUAGGAGCUAUAAUCUGCAGUUACUCUACUUGUUUUGUUGGAUUUCUUAUGCUCAUCAGCGGGUGGUGCAUUUGUAGGCUUUGGUCAUCUUCAGACUUCAAAGAAUGUGCACCAUCUUUUGGACUUGACUUUUAGUUUUAUUAUGUGAACAUAGUUGAUAGCCUUUGCAUUA
Messenger RNA from Tripterygium wilfordii, 1677 nucleotides. RefSeq names its product non-structural maintenance of chromosomes element 4 homolog A-like. NCBI's taxonomy places the organism in Eukaryota, Viridiplantae, Streptophyta, Magnoliopsida, Celastrales, Celastraceae. Gene Ontology annotation, cellular component: nucleus; Smc5-Smc6 complex. The transcript is spliced from 7 exons. The record is from RefSeq and is a predicted model, not a curated record. The coding region runs from base 257 to 1432 and encodes 391 amino acids. Gene Ontology annotation, biological process: DNA repair.